AUGGCGCCUCUACCCAUUUCCUUCACAGAGCUCCUUUCUCUCACACAGCUCGAUAUCCAACAAGCGUCGAUAAGUUUUAGUACAACUACCUUAGAGAGCGAUCACUUUAUCUGUGUCCGCGAGAAAAGCGACGAAGCCGCCGCUCAAGUGGUGAUAGUCGAUCUUCACAAUGGUAACGAAGUGAUUAGGCGGACUAUUAAGGCCGACAGUGCCAUUAUGCACUGGACCAAUAAGAUCAUCGCUCUUAAGGCCCAACGGACACUCCAGAUCUUCAACCUGGAAGCUAAGGAGAAAAUCAAGUCACACACUAUGAACGAAGAUGUCGUGUUUUGGAAGUGGAUCAGCGAGAAGAGCUUGGGUCUUGUUACUGAUGGUGCUGUCUAUCACUGGGAUGUAAUGGACCCUACACAGGCAACCCCGGUAAAGGUGUUCGAGCGACACUCAAACUUGAACAGCUGUCAAAUUAUCAACUAUCGUGUCAAUUCGGAUGAGAAAUGGAUGGUUGUCGUUGGUAUCUCUCAGCAGCAAGGCCGCGUGGUUGGAAAUAUGCAGCUUUACUCGCGGGAUAGAGGUAUCAGUCAGGCUAUUGAGGGUCACGCCGCCGUAUUUGCUGAGCUUCGUCUUGAGGGAGCUCCGGCCGACACAAAACUUUUCACCUUCGCGGUUAGAACAGCUCAGGGAGCCAAGCUACAUGUCGUCGAAGUCGAUCACCCGCCCAACAACCCGGUAUUCCAGAAGAAGGCGGUCGACGUAUACUUCCCUGCUGAAGCUGUGAAUGAUUUCCCAGUUGCAAUGCAGGUUUCGCCAAGGUUUUCAAUCAUUUACCUUGUCACCAAGUAUGGAUUUAUCCAUCUUUACGACCUAGAGACAGGAACAUGUAUCUUCAUGAACCGAAUCUCCAGCGACACGAUCUUUAUCACAGCCCCUCACGAUGCCACAUCCGGUAUCAUCGGUGUCAACAGGAAGGGACAGGUCUUGUCUGUCAGUGUGGACGAAAACCAUAUCAUUGACUAUCUACUUGAGAACCCCGCAAACUCGGCCCUGGCCAUUAAGCUUGCUUCCCGGGCUGGUCUCAAGGGCGCUGAUGACCUUUACCAGAAGCAAUUCCAGACCCUCAUGGACCAGCAGAAUUUCAUUGAGGCGGCGAAGGUUGCGGCGAAUUCACCCCGAGGAUUCCUUCGUACCCCCCAAACAAUUGAACAGUUUAAAAAAGUCCCAGCACCUCCUGGCCAACUAUCUGUUAUUCUCCAGUAUUUCGGUAUGUUGCUAGACAAGACCACUUUGAAUAAAUAUGAGACAAUCGAGUUGGUCAAGCCAGUCUUGGCACAAAACAGGAAACAUUUGUUAGAGAAAUGGCUGAAGGAGAAUAAGCUGGAGUGCACGGAGGAGUUGGGAGAUAUUGUCAAGUUGCAUGAUCUUAACUUGGCGCUGAGCGUAUACCAACGCUCUAACGCUCCGCAGAAGGUUAUUGCGUGCCUUGCUGAAACCGGUCAGUUCGACAAAAUCCUGCCCUAUGCGCAGAGUGUUGGAUACACCCCUAACUACAUGUCUCUUCUUGAGAACAUGGUCCGCAUCAACCCAGAGAAGGGAGCUGAUUUUGCAACUCAGCUCGCCAGUCACCAGGGUGGUUCCUUAGUUGAUAUUGACCGUGUUGUUGAUAUUUUCCUUUCCCAGAACAUGAUCCAACAGGCCACGGCUUUCCUGUUAUCUGCCUUGGAUGGAAACAAACCGGAACAUGCUGCUCAACAGACACGCCUUCUUGAAAUGAACUUGAUGCAUGCGCCUCAAGUAGCUGAUGCUAUCCUCUUGAACAACAUGUUCAGUCACUAUGAUCGCCAAAAGAUUGCUCAACUUUGCGAGAACGCCGGGCUCUUCCAAAGGGCUUUGGAGCAUUAUGAAGAUCCCGCCGCCGUCAAGCGGGUUCUUCGUGACAACAACGGAAUCCCACCCGAGUUCAUUGUUGAGUACUUUGGGCGCAUGUCUCUGGAGCAAUCCCUGGAUUGCUUGAGUGAGAUGUUGCGGGCAAACAUCCGUCAAAAUCUCCAAGUUGUCAUUCAAGUGGCUACCAAAUAUUCCGAUUUGCUUGGACCCCACCGCUUGAUCGAUUUGUUUGAAAGCUUCAAGACAUUUGAGGGUCUCUACUAUUAUCUUGGAAGUAUUGUGAACCUCAGCGAAGACGCCGAUGUCCACUUCAAGUACAUCCAAGCCGCUACUAGAUGUGGGCAAUUCAGCGAGGUGGAGCGCAUUUGUCGUGACAGUCGGUUUUAUAACCCCGAGAAGGUCAAGAACUUCCUGAAGGAGGCAAAAUUGGCUGAACAGCUGCCUUUGAUCAUUGUUUGUGACCGAUACAACUUCAUCCAUGAGUUGGUUUUGUAUCUUUACCAGAACCAGCAGUUCAAGUCGAUUGAAGUUUACGUGCAGAGGGUCAACCCUGCAAGGACACCUGCAGUCGUCGGUGGACUGUUGGAUGUGGACUGUGAUGAGUCGAUCAUUAAGAGUCUGUUGGGCUCUGUUCAGAGCUCGGCAAUCCCUAUUGAUGAGCUUGUUGCCGAGGUUGAACGAAGAAAUCGUCUCAAACUUCUACUGCCUUUCCUCGAAGAAUCAUUGAACAGCGGAAACCAACAGCCUGCCGUUUUCAAUGCGUUGGCCAAGAUUUACAUCGAUAGUAAUAACAACCCCGAGAAAUUCUUGAAGGAAAACGACUUUUAUGAUACGCUCGUGGUUGGUAAAUACUGCGAGAAAAGGGAUCCGUACCUAGCAUUCAUCGCAUACCAGAAAGGGUCGAAUGAUGUGGAGUUAGUUAAAAUCACCAACGAGAACUCCAUGUUCAAACAGCAAGCUCGUUACCUUGUCAAGCGACGUGAUGCUGAGUUGUGGGGUUUCGUCUUGAGUCAGAAUAACAUCCACCGCCGGUCACUCGUGGAUCAAGUGGUUGCAACUGCUGUACCAGAGUCUACUGAUCCUGAAGACGUUUCCGUUGCAGUGCAAUGUUUCUUGAAAUUCGACUUACCAACAGAGCUUAUCGAGCUUUUGGAGAAGAUCAUUCUUGAACCCUCACCAUUCAGCGAUAAUAGCAGUCUUCAAAACCUCUUGAUUCUUACUGCUGUCAAGGCUGACAAGGCUAGAGUCAUGGACUACAUCCACCGUCUUACCAAUUAUGAUGGGCCUGAUGUUGCUCAGAUUUGUAUCCAAAACAACCUGUAUGAGGAGGCGUUCGAAGUCUUCAAGAAGGUUGAUGCACACAGUGAAGCGGUUAAUGUCCUUAUCGAAUACAUUGUCAGCAUUGACCGCGCUUAUGCAUACGCCGACAAAGUCGAUCUUCCCGAGGUUUGGAGCCGUCUUGGUAAAGCACAACUUGAUGGACUGCGUGUUUCAGACUCCAUUGAGUCUUAUAUCCGUGCCAACGAUCCCGGAAAUCACUCAGAAGUAAUCGAAAUUGCCGGCCAUGCUGGCAAGAACGAAGAACUCAUCAAAUAUCUUCACAUGUGCCGUAAAACUUUGAGAGAGCCAGAGGUUGACAGUAGUUUGGCGCUGUCCCUUGCCCGUGUUGACAAGCUUUCUGAUUUAGAAGAUUUCUUGAAUGGGCCCAAUGUUGCCAAUGUUGAAGAAGCUGGUGACCGAGCAUAUGAGGAGGGUCUUCAUCAAGCAGCCAAGAUCUUCUUCUCUAGCAUCUCAAAUUGGGCCAAGUUGGCGACUACACUCGUAUUCCUGGAAGAGUACCAGAAUGCUGUCGAAUGUGCUCGUAAGGCCAACAGCACCAAAGUAUGGAAACAGGUCAACGAAGCAUGUGUGGCAAAGAAAGAGUUCCGUUUGGCGCAAAUCUGUGGUUUGAACUUGAUUGUUCACGCAGAGGAAUUGCAAGACCUUGUUAAGCAGUAUGAGCGUAACGGCUACUUCGAUGAAUUGAUCAAUCUCCUCGAGGCUGGGCUAGGACUUGAACGUGCACACAUGGGAAUGUUCACCGAACUUGGCAUUGCUCUGUCAAAAUACCACCCUGAUCGUGUCAUGGAGCACUUGAAGCUCUUCUGGGGCCGUAUCAAUAUUCCUAAGAUGAUCCGCGCGUGCGAACAAGCUCACCUUUGGCCUGAGCUCAUCUUCUUGUAUUGCCACUACGAUGAGUGGGAUAACGCUGCAUUGGCGAUGAUGGAGAGGGCAGCUGAUUCCUGGGAACAUCAGUCUUUCAAAGACAUCGUUGUCAAGGUUGCCAAUUUGGAGAUUUACUACCGCGCUCUAAACUUUUACCUCCAGGAGCAGCCUUCUUUGCUUACAGAUCUUUUGGCUGUGCUUACACAGCGCAUUGAUGUUACUCGUGUUGUCCGCAUGUUCGAAAAGUCGGACAACAUCCCACUCAUUAAGCCAUUCCUCAUCAGCGUACAGUCACAGAAUAACAAAAUCGUCAACAACGCCAUUAACGACCUUCUUAUCGAGGAGGAGGAUUACAAGACUCUUAGAGACUCUGUUGAAAACUAUGACAACUAUGAUCCCUUAGAACUUGCCAAACGCCUCGAGACACAUGAACUUGUCUUUUUCAGACAGAUUGCUGCCAGUAUCUAUCGUAAACAAAAGCGAUGGAGCCAGUCAAUUGCCUUGUCCAAGCAAGACAGACUAUUCAAGGAUGCCAUCGAGACAGCUGCUGUAUCAGGCAAGGAGGAUGUUGUUGAGGAGCUGCUUCGUUACUUCGUUGAUAUUGGUAGUCGCGAGUGUUACGUUGGAAUGCUUUAUGCCUGUUACGAUCUUAUCCAGCUCGACGUUGUUAUGGAAAUUUCAUGGCGCCAUGGCCUUAAUGAUUACACUAUGCCCUUCAUGAUCAACGCCAUGAGGCAGCAAUCCGUGAAGAUUUCUACCUUGGAAAAAGAUAACGAAGAGCGUAAAGCCAAGGAGGUUACCCAACAACGAGAUGAAGACAAUACCCCCAUUCUUCUGGGCAACCGGUUGAUGUUGACAGCCGGUCCUGGGGGUCCGAUGCAGUACUCUAAUGGGAUCGCGCCGCAGGCUACUGGAUACUCGGGUUUUUAG
Morchella sextelata is the source of this 5016-nucleotide messenger RNA. RefSeq lists its product as uncharacterized. The coding region runs from base 1 to 5016 and encodes 1671 amino acids. Gene Ontology annotation, biological process: Golgi to endosome transport; receptor-mediated endocytosis; intracellular protein transport. Lineage: Eukaryota; Fungi; Ascomycota; Pezizomycetes; Pezizales; Morchellaceae. Gene Ontology annotation, molecular function: clathrin light chain binding; structural molecule activity. The record is from RefSeq and is a predicted model, not a curated record. The transcript has 13 exons. Gene Ontology annotation, cellular component: clathrin coat of coated pit; actin cortical patch; clathrin coat of trans-Golgi network vesicle.